Eleginops maclovinus (Patagonian blennie) is the source of this 3011-nucleotide messenger RNA. RefSeq names its product transketolase-like. Bases 226 to 2112 code for a protein of 628 amino acids. The transcript has 14 exons. Lineage: Eukaryota; Metazoa; Chordata; Actinopteri; Perciformes; Eleginopidae. Gene Ontology annotation, molecular function: transketolase activity; thiamine pyrophosphate binding. Gene Ontology annotation, biological process: pentose-phosphate shunt, non-oxidative branch. Gene Ontology annotation, cellular component: endoplasmic reticulum membrane; extracellular exosome. The record is from RefSeq and is a predicted model, not a curated record.
UAUCCUUGUGCAUCUAUGUGUCUGCACGCUUGACAGGAUAUAUCCAGCCUCUCCUCUAUUCUAUCUCUCUUUCUCUCCGGCUCCCUCUUUAUCACACACAUACACAGCUGCUGCUCUUUGCGGCAACUUUUACUCUCUCACACACACAUUUAAUACUCACAAACUUAAAAUAGGAUCAUUGCUGGUCCACUUUUCUGGUGCUGAGGAACUUGACAUUUAGCCUUCAUGGAGGAUUACCACAAACCAGACCAGCAGACAGUGCAGGCGCUGAGGAACAUCGCCAACCGCCUGCGGAUCAACUCCAUCAAGGCAACGACUGCAGCAGGCAGCGGACACCCCACAUCAUGCUGCAGCGUGGCAGAAAUCCUGUCUGUGCUUUACUUCCACACCAUGAAGUACCGCCCUGAAGACCCGAGGAACUUUAACAGUGAUCGCUUCAUCCUGUCCAAGGGUCACGCUGCACCGGCCCUGUACUCCAUGUGGGUUGAAACAGGUUUCCUCAAGGAGAGCGAGCUGCUCAGCUUGUGCCAGGUUGACUCUUCCCUGGAGGGCCACCCAAACCCCAAGCAGCAAAUUGUGGAUGUUGCCACUGGCUCUCUGGGACAGGGUCUUGGUGUCGCUUGUGGAAUGGCUUACACUGGGAAAUACUUUGACAAGUCCAGCUAUCGUGUGUUCUGCCUGCUGGGGGAUGGAGAGAUGUCGGAGGGUGCUGUCUGGGAGGCCAUGUCGUUUGCCUCCUACUACCAGCUUGACAACCUGGUGGCUAUCAUGGACAUCAACCGUCUUGGCCAAAGUGAAGCUGCACCCCUGCAGCACCAUGUAGAGAAAUACCAGAAGCGCUGUGAAGCUUUCGGCUGGCAUGCCAUUGUUGUUGAUGGACACAGUGUGGAGGAGCUUUGCAAGGCUUUUAGCCAACCACGUCAUCAGCCAACUGCCAUCAUUGCUAAAACCAUCAAGGGCAAAGGCAUUCCAGCUGCAGAGGAUAAGCUGGGAUGGCAUGCAAAAACUCUACCCAAAGACAUGGCCGAGAUGGUUAUGAAGGAUCUGCAGAGUCGCAUCAUGAACAGCAGCAAGCACCUGUACCCUCCGUCUCCCGUAGAGGACUCACCACCGGUCAGCCUGAGGAACAUCAGGAUGCCGAGCGCACCCAACUACAAGACUGGCGAAAAGAUAGCCACACGUAAGGCAUAUGGGAUGGCUUUGGCAAAGAUAGGCCGCUACAAUGAACGUGUUGUGGUCCUUGAUGGAGACACCAACAACCUCACCUGCUCGGACAUCUUUAAGAACGAGCACCCUAACCGCUUUGUGGAGUGCUACAUUGCUCAGCAGAAUAUGGUCAGUGUUGCCAUGGGAUGUGCUGCCCGUGAGAGGAACGUUGUGUUUGCUAGCACUCUUGCUUCCUUUUUCACCCGUGCCUAUGACCAGCUUCGGAUGGCAGCCAUCUCUGAAUGCGACAUCAACCUGUGUGGCUCCCACUGCGGCCUGUCCACUGGAGAGGAAGGCCCCUCUCUGAUGGCUCUUGAGGACGUGGCUAUGUUCAGGGCUCUUCCCACAGCGACCAUUUUCUAUCCCUGUGACGGUGUGUCUACAGAAAAGGCUGUGGAACUGGCUGCAAUCACAAAGGGUGUUUGCUACAUCCGAACCAGCCGCCAAGACAGCGCCAUCGUCUAUAACAGCAAUGAGGACUUCCAUGUUGGACAGGCUAAGGUGGUGUACCAGGGCAAAGAUGACCAGGUGACCGUGGUUGCAGCUGGAGUGACUUUGCAUGAGGCCCUGGCUGCAGCUGAACACUUAAAGAAAGAGAGGAUCUCCAUCAGGGUUAUUGACCCCUUCACAAUCAAACCACUGGAUGUCAAAACCAUCAUCGACAAUACGCGCGCCACAAGGGGACGAAUCCUCACCGUGGAAGACCAUUACUAUGAAGGUGGCCUCGGAGAGGCAGUGUCCUCAGCAAUGGUCAAUGAGCCUGGCCUUAAUCAGCUUCGUCUGGCAGUGUCUCAUGUCCCCCGCAGUGGCAAACCACAUGAGCUGCUCAAGAUCUAUGGCAUCGACCGUGACUCCAUCGCCCAGGCCAUCCGCAAGAUGCUCAGCAGCUCCACCAAUGCCAAGUAACUUGCUCCCUGCCCCACCCACUUAUCUGAUCUGAUAUGAAGAUAAACAAUCAAGUAUGUUUUAUUCACAUGACACCCAGCUCUUCACUGUGAAUCCCCCUAAGUAUGUACUGAAGUAACGUGAUUUUGUGCCGUACACUUUAAAGUAGAGUUCCACAUUUGUCUUUCUUUCUUUCAAACGUCCAUCUCAUCACAUACAAGAACAGAAAUAUACAAAUCCAAACAGACAUCCUCAAUCCUAAACUCAGCGUUGUCAUGAAUCCAGUUAAUUUAUCAAAAUGUGUCCAUAACUGGCAGUGAUGCUCACCAUGCAAAACUAUUCAUUAUUACAUGAUCAAUAUGCUCUUAUGUGUCUGUUUUUGUAUUGCUCUUUGAUUAACUUCAACUGGAAUGUUUUAUAUUGUUCUUAUGUAGCUCUUGGGUGGGGCAUUUUACUUAAUCAUGGUAGUUGUUUCAGAAAGAAGCCAACAGAGUUGUUGUUUGUAGAAAAAGUAGUCGAAAGUAGAAAAUCAAACAAAUGUAGGUAGGUUAUAAAGAGCAGACACUCAAAACCAUAAGUCACAUGUUCAGUUAAAUUUGGUUUCAUAAGUUGUUCCAUUUCUCUUUAGCACUGUAUUUUAAAAAAAUCUGAUUUAAAGUUACUAUCAACAUACACGCCUCAGUGUUCAUUUGUGUUAGCUGUACAACUGGACCAUACCAGCAGUGUGGCGAUAAUAACUAUGUGCUCAGUGACAUUGUCUUUUUUUACAUAAAGUGGAGGUCUUGAUGCCCUUCACGUGCUGAUGGAGAAUGUGAAUAGCUGCAACUAUGAAACUAGAGUUACAUAUGUCUUGUUAACCCAAGAAAAAACACUUUCUUUGUAACUUGAAAUUUUGUAUGUACCUUACUUUCAUGAAAUAA